GCCUCUCCCUCACUCCUCCCGGUGCAGCUCCGGGACUCGCGGCGGAACCUGGACGCGGAGAUGCGUGCGCGCGGUGCGCUGUGGCUGCUGGCGGCUCUGCUGGCCGCCCGCGCGCCGGUGAGCGCGGGCACGGCGCCGCUGCAGCCGGAGUCUCCGCUGCAGCGGCCGAAGGUGAUGAUCGCCGUGCUGGCGCGGAACGCCGCGCACAGCCUGCCGUUCUACCUGGGCUGCAUCGACCGGCUGCAGUACCCGAAGGAGCGCAUCGCCGUCUGGGCAGCAACAGACCAUAAUGUGGACAACACCACCGCCAUGCUCAGAGAAUGGCUGAGGAAGGCGCAGCAGGUCUACCACUUCGUGGAGUGGAGGCCGAUGGAGGAGCCCAGGUCUUUCACAGACGAGUGGGGUCCAAAGCACUGGCCUCCUUCCAGGUUCAACCACGUGAUGAAGCUGAGACAAGCGGCGCUGAGGACCGCGCGGGAACGAUGGGCCGACUACAUCCUGUUUGCAGAUACUGAUAACCUGUUGACCAACCCUCGAGUCCUGGACCUGCUGAUAGCCGAGAACCUGACCCUGGUGGCUCCCAUGUUGGAGUCCCGCUCGCUCUACUCCAACUUCUGGUGUGGCAUCACCCCACAGGGCUACUACCGACGAACCCCGGACUACCAACCCAUCAGGGAGUGGAAGCGGGUAGGCUGCUUCCCUGUUCCCAUGGUGCACAGCACCUUCUUGGUGGACCUGCGGCGUGAAUCCAGCAAAGACCUGACCUUCUACCCGCCUCACCCAGACUACAGCUGGGCUUUUGAUGACAUCAUGGUGUUUGCUUUCUCAGCGCGCCAAGCAGAUGUGCAGAUGUUCGUGUGCAACCGAGAGCACUACGGCUUCCUGCCCGUCCCUCUGAAGGCUCAGCAGACGGUGGAGGACGAGGGAGAAAGUUUCAUCCACACCAUCACCGAAGCUCUGAUUGACCACGACAUGGCGCCCUCUGAGCACGUGUACGUGCAGCCGCCGCCACAGACCAAGAUGGGCUUUGAAGAAAUUUUCCUGAUUAAUCUAAAACGUCGACUUGACAGAAGAACGAGAAUGCUGAAAACGAUGGCGUCGCUCGGCCUUCAAGCCACGUCGGUGGACGCCGUGGACGGGAAGGCUCUGAACACUUCGCAGCUUCAGAUGCUGGGGAUCGAGAUGCUGCCGGGCUAUAAGGACCCGUACUCGGGGCGAGUCCUAACUCGGGGGGAGAUCGGCUGCUUCCUGAGCCACCACUCCAUAUGGACACAGAUGGUGGAGCGAGGCUUCCAGAAGGUUCUUGUUCUGGAGGACGACGUGCGGUUUGAGCCCAGGUUCCGACGCAGACUCCAGGCCAUCAUGGAGAACGUGGACCGAGCCCGGCUGGACUGGGACCUCAUAUACGUGGGGCGAAAGCGCAUGCAGGUGCAUCAGCCAGAACAGUCAGUGGACGGCGUGAACAACCUGGUCGUGGCCGAUUAUUCCUACUGGACCCUUGGAUACGCGCUGUCACAUCAGGGAGCCAGGAAGUUACUGGAUGCUGAGCCGUUCAAGAAGAUGCUGCCGGUUGAUGAGUUUCUGCCCAUCAUGUUCAACAAACAUCCCAAUGCUCAGUACAUGUCUCAUUUCAAGCGGAGGGACCUGAAGGCCUUCUCCGUGGAGCCGCUGCUCAUCUACCCCACCCACUACACCGGAGAGCCCGGCUACAUCAGCGACACCGAGACCUCCACCAUCUGGGACGACGAGGCCGUGGCCACGGACUGGGACAGACAGCAGGCCCGCAAAACCGCGCAGCAGGACCGCAUCGGACCGGUGGCGCAGAACAGCGUGACGGGAGAUUCUCCGCCUCCUGCGGCUUGGGCGUCCCGGGAUGAACUCUAA
This is a messenger RNA of Oryzias melastigma (Indian medaka), 1884 nucleotides long. It is a transcript of the gene colgalt2b, whose product is annotated as collagen beta(1-O)galactosyltransferase 2. Bases 61 to 1884 code for a protein of 607 amino acids. The record is from RefSeq and is a predicted model, not a curated record. Gene Ontology annotation, molecular function: procollagen galactosyltransferase activity. The transcript has 12 exons. NCBI's taxonomy places the organism in Eukaryota, Metazoa, Chordata, Actinopteri, Beloniformes, Adrianichthyidae.